Molecule: messenger RNA, 1848 nt
Organism: Archocentrus centrarchus (flier cichlid)
Lineage: Eukaryota; Metazoa; Chordata; Actinopteri; Cichliformes; Cichlidae
Product: transcription factor 7-like 1
Exons: 11
Coding region: 157-1710 (517 amino acids)
Biological process (GO): canonical Wnt signaling pathway; regulation of transcription by RNA polymerase II
Cellular component (GO): chromatin; beta-catenin-TCF complex
Molecular function (GO): DNA-binding transcription factor activity, RNA polymerase II-specific; RNA polymerase II cis-regulatory region sequence-specific DNA binding
Source: RefSeq, a predicted model, not a curated record
GUGCCGGUUUAGAGUGAAAUUAUUCAUUUCAUCGAUGAACUUCAGAGAGUCAACACCUGCUUUUCAGAGCUCCAAAACCAAACACUUAACAACAAAAAACAGAUCGAUCUUUGAUUAUAUAAUAAUAGACAAAACGUUGAAGGUAUCAUAGAGAGGAUGGAACAGGAAGAGCUGUCAUCGAUUGCCUGGCAUGCCAUACUUGACCAGUUGGGGGAAACACCAAAUCCUCCACCUCCAACUUUUUUCCCUGCUGGGCCACCAGCCAUCUCCCAGCCAGCAGCAGUGACUGCUCCCCCCACCUUGGUGCCAGUUGACCUUUACAGUCAGUCAGCUCCCUCCACCUUGGUGCCUGCUCAGCCCUACAAUCAGCCAGGAACAGUUAUCCAGGGACAGAACCUGUAUCAGUUUCCUGUAAACGACAUCUCCACAACAGCAGCACCAAUCACCCUAACCCCACUGACUGCUCCCUCCACCUUGGUGCCUGUUCAGCCCUACAAUCAGCCAGGAACAGUUAUCCAGGAACAGAACCUGUAUCAGUUUCCUGUAAACGACAUCUCCACAACAGCAGCACCAAUCACCCUAACCCCACUGACUGCUCCCUCCACCUUCAUGCCUGUUCAGCCCUACAAUCAGCCAGGAACAGUUAUCCAGGAACAGAACCUGUAUCAGUUGCCUGUAAAUGGCAUCCCCACAGCAGCAGCACCAACCACUGUUCCUCUUGCUGCUCCUCCAAACACAAGUAGCAACGUGAUCAAGAUUCCUGAUUGCAUGAUGCAGUACCUGCGUCCUGUUGGAGUACUGAAUGGUGUGCUGGUUUGUGAUUUUGCCCCUUCUGCUCCGCCCCUCAACACAUCCCCUCCAAAUAGAAAGAGGAAGCGUGAUGAGCAGCAGGAUAAUGACCGGUCAUACAUUAAGAAGCCACCAAAUGCCUUCAUGCUCUAUUUGAACGAGCAGAGGGCAAAGGUGAUGGCCGAAUUCAAUAUAAAAGGGAGUGCGACUGUGAAUGCGGUCAUGGGAGAGAGGUGGAAGUUGCUCUCAAAGGACCAACAGGCCAAAUAUUAUGAGAAGGCUGAGGAGGAAAAAUUUUUCCAUGCACAACAGUAUCCAAAAUGGUCUGCUAAAGAGAACUAUGGCAAAAAGAAGAAAAGUCGACGUUCCACCUGUAGCAGAGCAUCUGCAUCCAAACCUCUACAGGAAGCUCAAGAGGCCAAGUGGACAAGUGUCAAUGUCCCUGUGUGUGGCACGUUCCAGUUGCCUCAAGUAAAUGACGUCCUCCCUGCUUCUCAUGCAAACUCCUCUCCAUCCACAUCAGUGGAUCAGGUCCUCCCUGCUUCUCAUGCGAACUCCCCUCCAUCCACAUCAGUGGAUCAGGUCCUCCCUGCUUGUCAUGCGAACUCCCCUCCAUCCACUGAUGUGGGUGGAGGGGAAGCAGUUCAACGGGUGCAACUGGAAUCUAAAGAAGCAAACUUCUUCAGAGACACUGGAGAGGAUCUACAAUUAAUGUGUGGAGACCGUGAUCCCUUUCUUCCUGCUAUGACGCCUCAGGAGCCCAUCACUGCUGACUCAGGUUUCUGCACCAGUCCUCAAGGUGUUCAGAUCAGGCCUGAUUCCUCUCCAUUUGCACCCAUUGAUCCCGAGGCCAUGCUAGAGUUUGACUCCUUGUAUUUUGACAGAGAACUGUCACCAAUAGACUUCAGUAUGUUAAAUUAGCUGAAGAAUUUAACUUUCUCAAAUUAUGUAUUAACUUUGAUUUAACUGUUUAAACUCUUCAGACUUUAAUUUAACAAUUUAACUUCCAGCCCCAACCGGUCGCGGCAGAUGACCGCCCCUCCCUGAGCCUGGUUCUGC